UUCUCGUGUUCCACUCAAAGACGCCUCGGAGAGCUUCUUCUUCCCUCCGCGGAUCUGCGUCCAAUCACGGCGUCUCUGCAGUGGACGGGGGUCGGGAAGAUUCCGACCGAACCCUGCGGACUCCUGGAGGUCCUGAGCAACGGAAGCGGGCAGCAUCGGAUGGUCUAGUCUCCGGUAAGGGGACCUGGACACCCGGGCCCGCAGCGGGAGGAGGCCCCGACGCCCCCUUGUUCUGACCCAAAAAACAACGUCGACAGCCGGGCUGCCUCGUAACUAGAAGGCCGGCCCGCCCCUGCGGGAGCCCGCUGUGUGGCACCGUAGCAGUGCCACUUACCGGACCGGUGUACCCGUCCGGACUGAUUGUGUUGUUGUUAGCAACCAACCGGAUUUAUCUGCUCUGACGUUUUUAAAUAGCGACCUUCUGGAUGCUCGGGCAGCUUGUGGCUAGCUAGCUCCCAGCUAACAGCUAGCGCCUGUCCCCAGGAACCCGACGGAGACAACACGGACCGGCUCCCGGUACCAUCCUGCGGGUUGUACCGACCUAACAGACACCGAACAUGGCCGCGUUAACCAAGAUCAAGGGGAUCGUUAGCAGAAAUAAAAGGCGUUUCCAGGAGGACGGCUUCGACCUGGACCUGACCUACAUUUAUCCCAACAUCAUAGCGAUGGGUUUCCCAGCGGAUCGUCUGGAGGGCGUCUACAGGAACAACAUCGACGACGUCGUACGGUUUCUGGACUCCAAGCACAAGAAUCACUACAAAAUCUACAAUCUGUGUGCGGAGCGACAUUACGACACGUCAAAGUUCAACUGUCGAGUGGCCCAGUACCCCUUUGAGGACCACAACCCCCCCCAGCUGGAGCUGAUCAAGCCCUUCUGCGAGGACCUGGAUCACUGGCUGAGUGAGGACGAGCAGCACGUCGCCGCCAUCCACUGCAAGGCAGGGAAGGGCCGCACGGGCGUGAUGAUCUGCGCCUACCUGCUGCACCGGGGCAAGUUCCAGGAGGCGCAGGAGGCUCUGGACUUCUACGGAGAGGUCCGCACCCGGGACAAGAAGGGCGUGACCAUCCCCAGCCAGCGGCGCUACGUCCUCUACUACAGCUUCCUGCUGAGGAACCAGCUGCUCUACAAACCCGUCGCUCUGCUCUUCCACAAAAUGCUGUUUGAAACCAUCCCCAUGUUCACAGCAGGCACCUGCAACCCUCAGUUCGUGGUCUACCAGCUGAAGGUGAAGAUACACACCUCUAAUCCAGCAAACACCCGGCGAGAAGACAAACUGAUGCUGUUUGAGUUCCCCCAGCCACUUCCUGUGUGUGGAGACAUCAAGGUGGAGUUCUUCCACAAGCAGAACAAGAUGAUGAAGAAGGAGAAGAUGUUCCACUUCUGGGUCAACACCUUCUUCAUCCCGGGGCCUGAAGAGGAACUGGACAGGCUGGAGAACGGCAGUGCCGGCAGCGAGAAGACGCACCAGAACCCGGGGGGGGUGGUGAUGAUGGUUUCUGGAGGAGAGACCAACGACAGGGACUUCCUGGUCCUCACGCUGACAAAGACCGACCUGGACAAGGCCAACAAGGAUAAGGCCAACAAGAACUUCUCCCCCAACUUCAAGGUAAAGCUCUACUUCACGAAGACGGUGGAGGAAGGAGCGCACUCGGACGCCAGCAGCACGUCGGCCUCGGUGACGCCCGACGUCAGCGACAACGAGACGGAUCACUACCGCUACUCCGACACCACGGACUCGGACCCGGAGAACGAGCCCUUCGAAGACGAUCACCACAAUCAGAUCACCAAAGUCUGACACACAAACGCUCACGCACACGCACACUGGUGUACACACACACACACACACACACAUGUGCGUAUACGUGUGUGUGUGCUCAGUGGGUUCACGCACUCAUGAACACCCACACUAAGAAUGGGUGACUUUAGCUAAAGGGGGAAUAUAACCAAUGGACCAAGACUGACCUGAAGGUCUCAAGAGCUCAGGUCAGUGUAUAAGACACCCCCCCCCCCCCCAAUCUUCUGCUCAAUGCACAGCUGGACAAUCACAUGACACGGAGGUCAGAGGUGAGUGGGGCGGGGCCAGAGGAUGGCGGGUGAUUAGAAUGGGGGGAAAGGAGUGAGACUGGUCCCUGGUCCCCCCCCUCCACGCAGACCAGACCCCCCACCUCUGCUGUCUCUUCUCUGUGUGCCGGAUCAGUCUCAAUGUGUAUUUGUUUUAUUGGUAUAAAUCUCUUCUGUAAAUCUUCUGAAUUCGGACCGUUGAGGGUUGUCAAUCAUUUUAUCGAAUGAAACAUGGAUUUUACUCUGAUAACAACGCCUCUUGAUGAUUGGUCCGGUUUUGGUGUCUUCAGUCUGACAGGAGCUCCCGUUCAUGAAGCUGCUUCGUAGUGGGCGGGGUUUGUUGAAGCGUGGCGUUCACAGGAACAUCUGCCUCUGGAUGAGAGGUUCCUGUGGACCAUUGGCGCCUCCCUGAGUUUGUCUCAUUGGGUUUUAGGUGCUAAGCUAGUCGGGUUCUUCUGGUCCUGAUCGAUGACGUUGGCGUGGCAACAAUCUCCCGGCCCAGUUUGUGUUUCACACAAAGUCUGUCGAGUCUGACCUCACUUCCUGUCCAGUUCUUCAGGCGUAGUCGGUAUCGAUCAUUACACAAUUGUCACAGUUAUCGUUCAGCCGAAUGCUUCUGAUGAGCUGAUUGAUGAACUUCCUGUUGGAGACGUGUUCGUUAACAUGUAAAGAACAAACACACGUGAGUCCAAUGAUUCAGAUCAAUGACGCCAUGUUCACCGGUCACAGUGGGGUCAGCCCGUUAAAGCCGGUGACCUUUAACCCUCGAACUGGGCCUGAUCCUGCUCUGGUUGACCUUCUCUGGAGGAAUUCAGCUGUUUCUGUUUACAUCAAACCUGCCAAAAUGAAGCUCGCUCUGUUUCCUUUUUGUUCUGUUAUUGUUUGUUGGUCGUUCUGGGUAAACGUUAAAGCUGAACAUGGUUUAUAUUCCCGAUGUUUCUGCUUUAAGGUUUGGUCACAUUACAACAGAAGCUUGUGGAAGCUUCCUAGCGGCUGAAUGUGGAGGUUUAAAGGAGAUCUUGUUUCUUUGUCUUAUUGAAGUGAAUGAGAGGCGGAGGACCGAGGCAUCAUGUGACCAAACGUUUACCUGGAGCCGCUUUCUGCUCCAGUUUCUCCUCUGCAUCUCAGACCACAAUUUACAGAUAUAGAUAUCUAUGUUUAAUCUAUAUCCAAUGGCAAAUGGGCUGAUCGAUGACUCACAUUCAAGUCCCGCCCCCCGUAGUUGAGCCUCAGCACUAAAUGCUUUACACGGAAUUCAUAAUAUUUAAACAAUGGAUCCUUGAAUUCAGACAGAAAUAAUUAAUUUUCUAAUCAGCUGUAGCUAGCUAAGCUAAUGCUAGCUUCAUUAUUUGGGUGAAUAUGUUGGUUCUCUGACUGGUUUUGAAUGCAAUCUUAAUAUCAUGCUAACAGAGCUAAAGCUAACAGCUCAUCAUCAUGUCCAGCUAAAGCUAACAGCUCAUGAUAUCAUGCUAGCACACAAAGGCUAAAGCUAACGGGUCAUGCUAGCAGACUGGCCAACACAAACCGCUCCUGCUAAUAGACUGAAGCUAACACUAUCUGAUCAUGACGUCAUGCUGCGAGACAAGCUAAAGCCAACCGUGACUACAUUUGAUUGGACAAUGGAAGUCGGGGGAGGAGUUUAAACAACUCAUCAGGUUUAUUUGAGCUGGUUCCGUAUCGAGUAAACGAGUCGUAACGUGAGCACCGGGGACAAAUCCUCUGCUAACGCCUUUUUAUGAGUUUAGAAUAACAUUUAGCUUCUUGUAAACCAAUUCUCACUAUGAGAAGUCUGAAAUUUCACAUGUCCACAUUGUUGAAGAAAUUCAUAUAUUGUGCGAUCGAAACACUCCAACUCACGUUUGUGAACGAGACUUCCCUCCGAGCGAGACUGGGUCAGACUCGUACGUUACGUCGCACUGGUUUAAGAUCAAAGAGGAAUGAAGAGUACGGCUUAAACACCUUUGACUGAAGCGUAUAUUAAACUUCUUAAAGGUUAAAAGCUGCUGAGUUUAAGAAACUUCAGAAACUGUUGAAGCAGAAUAUCAUUUGUUUCUGUUCAUGUUCUGUUUGUGACUGUUUUUGUCAGGUAUUUAGUCAACAAACAAAUACACCGUCACCAUGCCAACCAUGGCAAAAAGUUCAUGUUAACCCCCCCCCCCCCCCCCCCCCAGUUU
Messenger RNA from Pungitius pungitius (ninespine stickleback), 4236 nucleotides. RefSeq names its product phosphatase and tensin homolog B (gene ptenb). NCBI's taxonomy places the organism in Eukaryota, Metazoa, Chordata, Actinopteri, Perciformes, Gasterosteidae. Gene Ontology annotation, cellular component: plasma membrane; nucleus; cytosol. The transcript is spliced from 9 exons. Gene Ontology annotation, biological process: cell motility; protein dephosphorylation; regulation of phosphatidylinositol 3-kinase/protein kinase B signal transduction. Gene Ontology annotation, molecular function: protein tyrosine phosphatase activity; inositol-1,3,4,5-tetrakisphosphate 3-phosphatase activity; phosphatidylinositol-3,4,5-trisphosphate 3-phosphatase activity. Bases 558 to 1796 code for a protein of 412 amino acids. The record is from RefSeq and is a predicted model, not a curated record.